This is a messenger RNA of Malassezia globosa CBS 7966, 696 nucleotides long. RefSeq lists its product as uncharacterized. NCBI's taxonomy places the organism in Eukaryota, Fungi, Basidiomycota, Malasseziomycetes, Malasseziales, Malasseziaceae. The record is from RefSeq and is a predicted model, not a curated record. The transcript has a single exon. Bases 1 to 696 code for a protein of 231 amino acids. Gene Ontology annotation, biological process: ubiquitin-dependent protein catabolic process; proteasomal protein catabolic process. Gene Ontology annotation, cellular component: proteasome core complex, alpha-subunit complex; nucleus; proteasome core complex.
AUGGCGUCGCAGGGAACAGGCUACGACCUGUCUGCAAGCACAUAUUCGCCAGAUGGGCGCAUCUUCCAAAUUGAGUAUGCGACCAAAGCGGUGGAAAAUGCCGGCACAGCCAUCGGUGUGCGGACAAAAGAUGGCGUCGUGCUGGGCGUUGAGAACCUGAUUCACUCCAAGCUACUCGUCCCUGGUUCGAACAAGCGAAUUUUUGGCGUAGACAAGCACAUCGCCUUGACGUCAGCUGGUCUUACCGCCGAUGGCAAGCACUUGGCUGGGCGUGCGCGUGAAGAAGCCGCGAACUUUUUCGACAACUACAAGCAAAAGACACCUGUCAAGUCGCUCGCAGAGCGGAUUGCACUGUACAUGCAGGCAUUUACACUGUACUCAUCUGUGCGCCCAUUUGGCGCCGCUGCGAUCCUUGGUGGCGUCGACGAAAUGCACGGUCCACAGCUCUUUCUCGUGGAGCCGUCCGGCAUGUUUUGGGGUUACCACGGCUGUGCCGUAGGUAAAGGCAAGCAAUUUGCAAAGACUGAGAUCGAGAAACUUGAACUUGACCAGAUGUCCAUGGAAGAGGCCGUCAUUGAGGUCGCGCGCAUGUACGUAUCGUUCCGCCCACUUCCCUCCUUCACGCGCCCUUCCCUUUCUCCCCUUUACUUCCGCAUGGAUACUGACAGCGCGCUACAGCAUCUACAAAGCACAUGA